AUGGGACUUCCUUCCACUAUCGGAGGGCCAUCUUGUUUUGUUCCGCUAGUGCCAGAAGACCUGAAAUUUUCCUCUUUUUUUGCCUGGGGCAUCUUCUUUGGAUUCCGCUUUUUUCGCCAGACGAAACCACGUGAAAAACCCUACCCGACAUCAUCUAGGGCUUUUAUUUUGGGGGAGUCUUCGCUACUGGAGAUUCAUUGACACGUUUUCUACCGGGGACCUCUUUCCGAACAGAGACCCUUUUUCCACCAUAGGAAUCCUUACGUCAUCGGUUUUGAAGCCUUCCCAGCCCAUUUUAAAUUUG
Molecule: messenger RNA, 304 nt
Organism: Acanthoscelides obtectus
Lineage: Eukaryota; Metazoa; Arthropoda; Insecta; Coleoptera; Chrysomelidae
Source: the annotation of a GenBank genome assembly